GCCAGCCAGUAGGCGGAGGAGGAGGAAGCUGGAGGCGGCGAGCGGCGCCGGCCCAUUGUCCAGUGGGCGAAGAGCUCUGGCGGACAUGGCUCGCCUCCGCUGCCUGUUCGUGCUCGCGCUCCUCCUCGCGCAGCUGCCCGGCGACGCCAUCGCCGGGCGCGGGCACCACGGCCCCGCCGCACACGACUACAGGGACGCGCUCGCCAAGUCCAUCCUCUUCUUCGAGGGCCAGCGGUCGGGCAGGCUGCCGCCGUCGCAGCGCAUGUCCUGGCGCCGGGACUCGGGCCUCAGCGACGGCGCCUCCGCCAAGGUGGACCUCGUGGGCGGGUACCACGACGCCGGCGACAACGUCAAGUUCGGGUUCCCGAUGGCGUUCAGCAUGACGAUGCUGGCGUGGAGCGUGGUGGAGUUCGGCGGGCUCAUGAAGGCCGAGCUGCAGCACGCCAGGGAGGCCGUGCGCUGGGGCGCCGACUACCUGCUCAAGGCCACGGCGCACCCGGACACCAUCUACGUCCAGGUUGGUGACGCCACCAAGGACCACGCGUGCUGGGAGCGGCCGGAGGACAUGGACACCCCCCGCACCGUGUACAAGGUGGACCCCGGCACCCCCGGCUCCGACGUCGCCGCCGAGACUGCUGCCGCGCUCGCCGCCGCCUCCCUCGUCUUCCGCAAGUCCGACCCGGCCUACGCCAGCCGCCUCCUCGCCCGGGCCAAGAGGGUGUUCGCGUUCGCGGACAAGCACCGUGGCUCCUACAGCACGGGCCUGGCGGCGGACGUGUGCCCCUACUACUGCUCCUACUCCGGGUACCAGGACGAGCUCCUGUGGGGCGCGGCGUGGCUGCACCGCGCCACCAAGAGCCCGUCGUACCUGGGCUACAUCCAGGCGAACGGCCAGGUGCUGGGCGCCGGCGAGUCGGACAACACGUUCGGGUGGGACAACAAGCACGCGGGCGCCCGGGUCCUGAUCGCCAAGUCGUUCCUGGUGCAGCGCCUGGGCGCCCUGCACGAGUACAAGAGCCACGCCGACGCCUUCAUCUGCUCCAUGGUGCCCGGCACGCCGACGGACCAGACCCAGUACACCCGCGGCGGCCUGCUGUUCAAGCUCAGCGACAGCAACAUGCAGUACGUGACCUCCAGCGCGUUCCUCCUGCUCACCUACGCCAAGUACCUGGCCUUCGCGAGGCAGACGGUGAGCUGCGGCGGCGGCGGCGGCGUGGUGACGCCGCAGCGGCUGCGCGCCAUCGCGCGGCGGCAGGUGGACUACCUGCUGGGGAGCAACCCGGCGGGGAUGUCGUACAUGGUCGGGUACGGGGCGCGGUACCCGCGGCGCGUGCACCACCGCGCGUCGUCGCUGCCGUCGGUGGCGGCGCACCCGGGGCGGAUCGGGUGCUCGCAGGGGUUCGCCGCGCUGUACGCCGGCGCGGCCAACCCGAACGUGCUCGUCGGCGCCGUUGUGGGGGGCCCCGACUUGCAGGACAGGUUCCCCGACCAGCGCGACGACCACGAGCACUCGGAGCCGGCCACCUACAUCAACGCGCCGCUCGUCGGCGCGCUCGCGUACCUCGCGCACUCCUACGGCCAGCUCUAGCUGCCUGCCGAUCAGAUUAUCGUUCGACUUGAUUGAUUGAUUAGUGGAGGGGUUGAUUAUUGGAGGAGGACCCCAGUGCAAGCCAAAAAACCAAGCUAUAAGGGCGCUUCGCUUGUGGGUCUUAAUUGAUUUGUUGUCACGACUACUAGGUGUUAGGCACGGCGUAGUGUGAUUGGUUUGGGUACGUACGUGACGCCGCUGGCGCACCGGUGUGAUGUAUCGGGGUGACACCAAAAAUGUGUGCUCCACCCCCAAGUCUACUGCUACUGCUAUGGUUGCAUCUCGCAACUCAAUCGUUUCCGAUUUCCAGGUACUAC
Messenger RNA from Panicum hallii, 1905 nucleotides. Its product is annotated as endoglucanase 3. The transcript has 2 exons. The record is from RefSeq and is a predicted model, not a curated record. Bases 86 to 1588 code for a protein of 500 amino acids. NCBI's taxonomy places the organism in Eukaryota, Viridiplantae, Streptophyta, Magnoliopsida, Poales, Poaceae. Gene Ontology annotation, molecular function: hydrolase activity, hydrolyzing O-glycosyl compounds. Gene Ontology annotation, biological process: carbohydrate metabolic process.